AUGGAGGAUGAUAGGAGGGCACCGUCCCCAGAUCCUAGCUACCGAUCCGAGUCCCCGGAUACACCACGCUCUAGGGCAGGUAGCGCGGAUCUAGCUGGAGUGUACCAGCUGAUGGCGCAGCUCCUCCAGCAGCAGCAGCAGAUACAGCUAGCUACCAUACAACCAACCAGCUCUUACUAUGAGAGGUUCCAACGAUUGCACCCACCAGUAUUUGAUGGUGGACCGGACCCGAUAGCGGCCGAGACAUGGAUUCGGGAUAUGGAGAAGAUGUUCCAAGCACUCCAGUUCCCCGAAGAAACGAAGGUCCGACUAGCCAUUCCCCAGCUGAAGAGAAGCGCCGAGUUUUGGUGGACGACCAUGGAGCCCGCAUACCCCGCCAGCAGGAUAACCUGGAGGGACUUCACGAGGCUGUUCUAUACAAAGUAUUUCCCGAACUCGAUGAGCCAGAUGAAACAAGAUGAAUUUUUGACACUGACGCAAUCCGAGCAGAUGUCUGUCCUACAGUAUGCCAGCAAAUUCAACGAACUGGGCCGGUUCUGCCCCCAGUUCAUGGACAAUGAAAGGAGUAAGGCAAGCCGGUUUGAGCAGGGGCUGAGGUACAGGAUCAGAUCCCGGAUAUCUUCUCACCUAUUCACUUGCUACAGAGACAUGCUGGACCGAGCCUUGAAGGUUGAGGCCGACUUGAUGAGGCCUGACUUGGAAAGAAAUGAUCUGAUGAAGGCCAGGCCAGCAGGAGGACAGAGCAGUAGGCCCAAGGGCAUCAAGGGGUCUAUGAUUAAGAAAAGACAGAACCGAGGUUGCCCUAGCUGCGGCAAGCAUCACAGUGGGCCCUGUCUGAAGAAAAUUGGGGCUUGUUUUACAUGCGGGCAACUCGGACAUAUGGCACAUGACUGCCCAAAGAGGGCACCCAGACCUCCUGCAACCGAGGGCCAGAAGCCAAGUAACACCCCCCGAGUAUUCGCACUGACUCGCCAGGACGCCAGUGCGAGCGACCAAGUGGUGACAGGUACACUGCCAGUUAAUUUGAUUGAUGCCUCUAUUCUAUUUGAUUUUGGUUCCACACAUUCCUUCGUGUCAGUUAGUUUUUCCAAACAGUUGCACUGCACAUCUGAGAAAAUAGAACCAUUGCAUGUUGCCACACCCCUUCAAGAGACAGUGAUAGUUGACACUAAAUACAAAAACUGCAUAAUUCAGUUGGGAGGAAAAGAAUUAGAAGCAAAUUUUCUACAGCUGGACAUGCAUGAUUUUGACAUCAUUUUGGGGAUGGAUUGGAUGUCCCAGUAUCAUGCCCAUAUUGAUUGUUACCAUAAGAAAGUGGUAUUCCGGAUGCCAGGGGAACCAAAAUUCUUCUUUCAGAAUGACGAUACACCCCCUCAAUGUAAGCCGACACUGCAUUUCAUUUCUGCCUUGCGAGCCGUUAGAGCACUCAGAAAGGGGUGCACGGCUUACCUGGCAUGUGUCACGGAUACCCAAAAGAAAAUCAAACUAGAAGAUAUUCCAGUAGUCAGAGAAUAUCCGGAUGUUUUUUCUGAAGAGUUACCGGGACUACCCCCUGAUCGAGAGGUCGAAUUCACUAUAGACCUCACCCCUGGAGCAGGACCUAUCUCCAAGGCUCCUUAUCGAAUGGCCCCUGCUGAGCUCAGAGAAUUGAAGACACAAUUAUAA
Molecule: messenger RNA, 1665 nt
Organism: Phoenix dactylifera (date palm)
Lineage: Eukaryota; Viridiplantae; Streptophyta; Magnoliopsida; Arecales; Arecaceae
Source: RefSeq, a predicted model, not a curated record